This is a messenger RNA of Labrus bergylta (ballan wrasse), 2734 nucleotides long. The record is from RefSeq and is a predicted model, not a curated record. NCBI's taxonomy places the organism in Eukaryota, Metazoa, Chordata, Actinopteri, Labriformes, Labridae.
UCAUUGAUGAUUAUUAUCACAUCAGUUUAAUUAUGGUGUUUGGGAAACUGCUCUAAAGAAAGCACAGAGGAGCGUAUAAGACCGAACUUCUGCCCCCUUGUCUCAACUUCUGCAAAAGGGCAUUAUGGUUAUGUGAAAGAAAAAUAGAAACAAUCCUUGAAAUGUGUUUGUAUGACUUGAAGUGUUUUAACAUGACACCUUGUCUACAUUUUCUGUAUUUUGUAUUAAGGUCUGAAAACCUGCUUUUAAAGCUUCUAAGCCAUUAAAGAGCAUCAAAUCUCCCAUUGAGAUAAGUCACAAGGGUACAAAGUGGGAGGAUACAGACUGGCAUCAGGAUGGGUUGAGCUUCAGCCUCUCUAAAAAGGGUGAUUCACCGCGGAGAGCAAAGAGGAGGCCACCAGGCUCAGGUGUAAUAAAGAUGUGGACGUGUAGGAAGCGAGUGAGAGACACCUGAGAGAGACACAGGAGACACGAGGAAGGAGUACCAGUCUCCCACAGGAUCUGAUACGGACUUAAACAUUGAUUCAAUACUCUGAAUAAGUUUGUAGUAUCAGUUGUGUUUUAGUUUUCCAAAAACAUGGCAGCUACCUGGAGAUUUGCACUUUUCUUCUGCAUGUGCCUGAUAGUGUCAAGAUGCCCGAGCGACGCCAAUUCAGACACCGGACAUGACAGUGCAGACACUGGACGUGCAUCUAUCCCAAGCUCAGACUCUGGACCUGUGCAGCCUGGAAACGAGGGAGGUGGUCAUUCAAAGCCCAUCACCACUCUUCCUAUUGUGAGCUGGAAGUGGCCCCAUGUGGCCGAACCGUACUUAGUGGCCCUCUGGAUCCUGGUCUGCUGGAUCUGCAAACUCAUCAUCGAGGCCAGCCACCGCAUCACCGCGGUGAUCCCAGAGAGCGCUCUGCUCAUCUGCUUCGGCUUCAUUUUUGGCGGGGUGAUUUGGGCUGCAGACCACUAUCAGGAAUUCACGCUGACCCCGACAGUGUUCUUCUUCUACAUGUUGCCUCCAGUCAUCCUGGACGCGGGAUACUCCAUGCCCAAAAAGCUCUUCUUCAGCAACAUGGGGGCCAUCCUGGUCUACGCGGUCAUCGGGACCUGCUGGAACGCCGCCACUUUGGGGCUGUCGCUGUGGGGGUGUCACAUGGCAGGGGCCAUGGGUGACCUGGAAAUUGGGCUGCUGGAGUAUCUUCUCUUUGGCAGUCUGAUUGCUGCCGUUGACCCCGUAGCAGUCAUCGCCGUGUUCGAGCAGGUCCAAGUCAACGAGGUUCUGUUCAUUUUGGUGUUUGGGGAGUCGCUGCUCAACGACGGUGUGACAGUGGUGCUGUUUAAUGUAUGCGAUGCCUUUGUGUCGCUGGGAGGAUCUGGGAUUGACGUUGUGGAGAUCAUUAAAGGAAUAGUUUCCUUCUUUGUGGUGGCGUUUGGCGGGUCUCUUGUGGGCUUGGUGUUUGGCCUGCUGAUCUCUCUCGUGACCAGAUGCACCAAAAACAUUCAAAUCAUCGAGGCGGGCUUCGUCUUUGUCUUGGGUUAUCUCUCCUAUCUCACAGCUGAGAUGCUCUCCCUGUCCGCCAUCCUGUCGAUUGUCUUCUGUGGUAUGUCCUGCAAGAAGUACAUCAAUGCAAACAUGGACGAGCGGUCUGUCACCACAGUCAGAUUUGUCAUGAAGCUCUUAGCGAACGGAGCAGAAACGAUCAUCUUUGUGUUCAUUGGCAUUUCCGCCAUCGACAAAGUGAUCUGGGGGUGGAACACGGGCUUCAUCUUCCUCACGCUGUUCUUCAUUUUUGUGUACAGAUUCAUUGGUGUCUUCUUCCUCACCUGGAUCCUUAACAAGUUCAGGCUGGUCCCCAUUGGGCUCAUUGAUCAGGUGAUUAUGAGCUACGGUGGCCUGCGAGGGGCUGUUGCAUUUGGCUUGGCCACCAUGCUGGAUAAAACAAAGAUAAAGGAGAAGAAUCUGAUGGUCUGCACUACUCUCAUUGUUGUGUACUUCACUGUCAUUAUUCAGGGAAUAACAAUGAAACCUUUGGUCAACUGGCUUAAAGUGAAGAAAGCUGCAGUGGCUGAGGUUGCGCUCGUCGAAAAAAUGCAGGACAAGGUAUUUGAUCACCUGCUUGUUGCCAUAGAAGACAUAUCUGGACAAAAAGGACACAACUACUUGAAGGACAAGUGGCAUCAUUUUGAGGAGAACUGGAUGUCCAGAGUUCUGAUGAAGCCGUCAGUGAGGAAGAACCACGACUACGUCUUCAACGUCUUCCACCAGCUGAACCUCAAAGAUGCUAUGAGCUACGUGGCUGAGGGUGAACGUAGAGGCUCCCUGGAGUUUAUCCGCAAUGAAAGACCAUUCAUCAAUUUCAAGAAGAAGUUUGGCCAGGAGUUGUCAGAAAUCAUGCCUGACUUCACAGCUAACAUGUCUGACGAUCAGGGUGGAAUGUCCAAUGGGAGGAGAGACCCUUCGCGGUCUGUGAGCCUGGAGAUGCACGAGCAGACAAUGGACGGUGUGAGGGAAUUAGAGGACAUCAGAACUCACCACCUGCUGCAGCAGCACCUUUACAAGGGCAGGAGACAGCACCGGCAUGGGUACAGCCGGACUCAUUUGGAUGUGAACAGAGAUGAAAACGAGGUGCAGGAGAUCUUACAGAGGACCAUGAGGAGCCGUAUUGAGUCUCUUCAGUCUUCAAGGAUGAGUACUCCUUCACCGAAGAUGAUUACCAGGCACACAAAGAAAGACCAGCAGCAUAAG